This is a messenger RNA of Sturnus vulgaris (Common starling), 1713 nucleotides long. RefSeq names its product solute carrier family 35 member G1 (gene SLC35G1). The record is from RefSeq and is a predicted model, not a curated record. Gene Ontology annotation, cellular component: endoplasmic reticulum membrane; plasma membrane. Lineage: Eukaryota; Metazoa; Chordata; Aves; Passeriformes; Sturnidae. Gene Ontology annotation, biological process: calcium ion export across plasma membrane; regulation of cytosolic calcium ion concentration.
AUGGUGCUGUGUCAGGGCGGAGAGGGCGACGCUGCUCCGGCAGCGGGCGGGCAGGAGCCGGAGGUGCCGCCGGGCCAGGAGGACGGGCCGGGCGCGUUGCAGCCGUGCAUGUGCCCGGCGCCCGGCGUCGAGGCGGCGGGCACCGAGGAGCGCCGCGCUUGUGGCUGCUGCUCGGGCAUGUCCUGGCCGUUCUGCUGCGAGGCACCUGGCACAAAGAAGAGAGCUGCGUGCCCAGGACUUGGUCUGUUUUAUACCAUACUGUCUGCCUUCCUUUUCUCAUUGGCCUCUUUACUUCUUAAAAUAAUAGAAGAUGUACAUUCAGUGGAAGUGAGUGCAUUUCGAUGUGUUUUCCAAAUGGCAUUUGUUCUUCCUGGUUUAAUAUACUACAAAACAGGAUUUUUGGGACCAAAAGGUAAAAGAAUUUUUCUUUUCUUCCGAGGAUUCCUUGGCUCUACUGCAAUGGUUCUUCUCUACUAUGCUUACCAAGUCAUGCCACUAGCUGAUGCCACUGUUAUAACUUUUACCAGUCCUGUUUUUACAUCGUUGCUGGCAUGGAUCUUUCUCAAAGAGAAAUACAGCCUUUGGGAUCUUCUUUUUACUCUCUUUGCGGUCACUGGAGUGAUUCUUAUUGCCAGACCACCAUUUCUGUUUGGCUCACGUGUUUCAGGCAUUGAAGGAAGUUACUCAGAUCACCUUAAAGGAACUAUAGCAGCGAUUUCAAGCACAGUAUCUGCAGCCUCAACUUUUGUUAUACUAAGGAAGAUGGGAAAAUCUGUGCACUACUUCUUGUCAAUUUGGUAUUAUGCUGUCAUUGGAUUAGUUGGGUGUGUUGUAGCACUGUUUGUUUUGAAUGAAUGGCGUUUACCACACUGUGGUAGAGAUAGGGUUUUUCUCAUAUUAAUAGGCGUGUUAGGGUUGGGGGGUCAGAUAUAUCUCACAAAAGCAUUACAGAUAGAGAAAGCUGGACCUGUAUCAAUAAUGAGAACAAUGGAUGUGGUGUUUGCUUUUAUUUUACAAGCUCUUUUUCUCAAUCAACUACCAACUUGGUGGACUGUGGGUGGUGCCCUUUGUGUAGUAGCCAGUAGUACUGGAACUGCCAUUCGUAAGUGGAGACAUAGUGUGAAAAAAGCUAAACAGAGGGAAAUCUAACAGUACAGACACUAAUUCAUUACAGAAACAAGCAGUCUUGAAAGAUAUAUAAAUACAAUAUUUAUUUUAUUUAUUUUAAGUAUCCCAUUUACCAAAUUGUAGUACCAAAUUAUAUCCAGUAAAAUAAGUUGACUUUUUACCAAAAUUGAAGAUGUCUUAGCAACUGGUGAGGUAUAUACUUUUCUUUCUUAUACUUAGAUGUGUUAAUAUGGUCCGUAGAAAGAUACUUAAAAGUUGUUGCUUCCUUUCAAAAGUGUACAAUAUUUAUUUUCCUAGAGUUUCUGACUCUCCACUUAGCCUCUUUCUUUAUUUUUCAGAGCAGUGGAAAUAAGUCUCCCAGGCUUAAUGCUAUUCUGUGCUUGAUUACCACAGGGAUUGCAAUACAAAAGUUAGAAGGGCAUGAAGAGUUCAUAAUCCUUAAACAACCAGCUUUUAUAGAACAGAUAAAGCUUGUACUUCUAUAAGCUUUCUAAUUAUUAUUUUGCACAAAACAGAUGCCAAAUGUGGAUUUAAUUUUAAUUUGGAUUCUAAAAGAACAAAAGCAAUUUAAUUUUUCCAAGUAAU